CGGCGACCCGGGCGGCUCCACGGGGGCCCAUGUCCGCUGCGUCGCCGCGCUCGCCCACAGCGCGGGCCCGCAAGAUGAAGACGGACGACUCGUUCUUAAGCCGGCUGGGCACGCUGGGCAGGAAGAAGAAGUGAACGACCUGCAGGAAGAAGGCAAGAAUGUCAUCAGCUCGCCCAUGGCCCCCGCAGUGGACGUUCACCCUGAAGACACCCAGCUGGAGGAGAAUGAGGAACGCACCAUGAUCGACCCCACCUCCAAGGAAGACCCCAAGUUCAAGGAGCUGGUCAAGGUCCUCCUGGACUGGGUCAAUGAUGUGCUGGUGGAGGAACGCAUCAUUGUGAAGCAGCUGGAGGAGGACCUGUAUGACGGGCAGGUGCUGCAGAAGCUCCUGGAGAAACUGGCUGACCACAAGCUAAACGUGGCUGAGGUGACCCAGUCCGAGACGGGCCAGAAGCAGAAGCUGCAGACAGUUCUGGAAGCUGUGCAGGGCCUGCUGCAGCCCCACGGCUGGGCGCUGCGCUGGACGGUGGACUCAAUCCAUGGGAAGAACCUGGUGGCCAUCCUGCACCUGCUCGUGGCUCUGGCCAUUCACUUCCGGGCCCCGAUCCGCCUUCCGGAGCACGUCUCUGUGCAAGUGGUGGUGGUGCGGAAGCGCGAAGGACUGCUGCAUUCCAGCCACGUCACAGAGGAGCUGACCACAACCACAGAGAUGAUGAUGGGCCGUUUUGAACGCGACGCCUUUGACACACUCUUCGACCAUGCCCCUGAUAAGCUCAGCUUUGUGAAAAAGUCUCUCAUCGACUUUGUGAACAAGCACCUCAACAAGCUCAACUUGGAGGUGACGGAGCUGGAGACCCAGUUUGCAGAUGGCGUGUACCUGGUGCUGCUCAUGGGCCUCCUGGAGGGCUACUUCGUUCCCCUGCACAACUUUUACCUGACGCCGGACAGCUUUGACCAGAAGGUGCACAAUGUGUCAUUUGCCUUUGAGCUGAUGCUGGAAGGGGGGCUCGCGGAACCCAAGGCUCGCCCCGAAGAUGUGGUCAACUUGGACCUCAAGUCCACCCUGAGGGUGCUGUACAACCUCUACAGCAAGUACAAGACCGCCCAGUGAGGGGCGGCAGGUGGCAGCCCCGGCCCCGCCCCUUCUGUUGGCUCCUCCCCUCCCUUCCAGGGACUCUGCGGUGGGCGGAGCCUUUGCCCGUGCAGGCUGCAGACCUGCCAUGCUCCGCUUCCCCUGUCCCUGCUGAGAUCAGAGAAGAACCGAAGCCCACCUCCACCUUGGCCACCGUGCGUCCACUUGGCCUGGAGGUGAGCUCCAGGAGUGGAGUGUGGACCCAGGACCCUGGGCCCACACAGCUCCCUGGGAGUCUCCUGGACGGGGCCCCCUUCGUGAGUGAGCGAGGCUUUUCCGUAAUAAAUGUUUUAUGGUUUCAGAA
Ochotona curzoniae (black-lipped pika) is the source of this 1436-nucleotide messenger RNA. RefSeq names its product parvin beta (gene PARVB). Gene Ontology annotation, biological process: lamellipodium assembly; substrate adhesion-dependent cell spreading; establishment or maintenance of cell polarity. The record is from RefSeq and is a predicted model, not a curated record. Gene Ontology annotation, cellular component: lamellipodium; actin cytoskeleton; focal adhesion. Bases 176 to 1111 code for a protein of 311 amino acids. The transcript is spliced from 13 exons. Gene Ontology annotation, molecular function: actin binding. NCBI's taxonomy places the organism in Eukaryota, Metazoa, Chordata, Mammalia, Lagomorpha, Ochotonidae.